Porites lobata is the source of this 4304-nucleotide messenger RNA. NCBI's taxonomy places the organism in Eukaryota, Metazoa, Cnidaria, Anthozoa, Scleractinia, Poritidae. The record is from the annotation of a GenBank genome assembly.
GGAGACGCAGGAAAGACUGGGACCGAUAUUCUGACUGAAGGCCAACCUGGCUGGAUGAAGGAACUUUUAAAAAAGACUUCAAAAGAGGUAAGAGUACAUUGAACGGAAGGCGCAACCACCCUCACGGCAAAUUGGUCAGUCAUACUCUGCUGGCGGAUAGGCUUAGAUGAGAGCUUCUAUCCCAUGACACGGCGUCAUAGCUUGAUGAAUUCUUUUUUAUCAAUUUUUUUUCAAAUAGUAUCAAUUUUAAAGAAGCUGGCAUAACUCAGGCGCCUAUUCGCAGAAUAAUAGUAAUUAUACCAAACGUUUAUUACCUGAUUGGCUGUCAGUAGCCCUGAUUUCGUAGCCUGUUCCAAGCUCCGAGACAGUCGGGUCCCACGUUUCAACGCACGUCAACCAGAAGUGGACUUUUUGCAAUAUUUGGGGCGUGAUUUUGACCAAAUUUUCGGGCAAAACGUCUCUAUGCGAGAAAAGACACAUAGGGAAACAAAUUUGGAAGCGUCAUGUCAUAUCGAAAGAACUCUCUUCCGGUUGGUGUGCGUCGCUCAAAAACAUCUUUGCUUAAACUCCCUUCGCAAACACGAAAAUAUAUCGGGAGGAAACUGGGGAGAGGAAGCGCCAGUACACACGGUUAUAUUUUCGCGUUAUCCCUACUAUCUGAGAGCCUGGAAAAGGCUACUGAUUUUGCACCCUUCAUCUCUCGCCUCUAAUAUAUAUCUUUUAAGGAUUUUUAUUCUCUUUAGAGAUGACGUUCAAAUGGAAAAAAACGAGCUGAGAAAUGUCAUAUUUUUUGUAGGCUACAAGAAGUCUCUUGUCUUUCUUUCAUAGCACGUAAAGCGCAACGCCAAAAGUAAAGAGCCACGAGUGUUACUGAGGCAACGCAGCUCUUGCUUCUCGUGUCUCAAAGCGCCCAUAACACGCAGCUCACUUUGGAAAAAACGAAUAAAUGACUACUGGCAUUUUAUUGUCUCUAUUUGAGUACCUUUGUAUUUUCUUUCCAGUUAAAAUCUAAAUCGAAUGAAAAGGAGCAGGUUUCAGCAAAAGAAGGAGAACAAAUUUCAGAAGGCGACAUUGACAUUCACUUGGAAGAUGCAAGUAAGGUGCAAGGUGUAUUUCAGACUAGUUUAACCGACAUCAUUAUUCACUAAAUGAAAUUUAAAUAAUAACAGUAAAAAGUCAGUUGGAGCCGUCUAAGUAGGUAUAAACCACUAUUACCGUAAUAGGAUAUUAAAAAAGAAUUACUAAGUUUUUGUAUUGGAACUGCGGGAUGAAGAAAUACAUGUAUAGAAGAUUAUCGAAGUGAAAAACGUAAGAGCUGUGAAAAGAUUUUAAACACCUUCCUGUUUUUUUUUCUUCGAUCCUUCCGUCGAGUGGGAGGCUCGCUUCGCUUGCCCAAAUAGGAGAGCUUGCUCGCAGGCUAAGUGGAUCUUUAGACUCUACUCGGGUAGGAUUCACAAAGAAAUCGUUAAAAGGUUAUGCUACCUAGGUACGUCAAGUCAGGAACUCAAGUCGUUUGAAAGCUACCUUACAGUCCGCAUGCAGCUAACACGGGUCAGCACCUCACUAUCGGAUCAGCUCACAGUAAAUUAUGGCGUGCCGCAAGGGUCUAUCUUGCGCCCUGCAAUGUUAAGUCUACAUAUGUAUGAUCUCCCAAACGCAGUCCAGUUUAGCAGCGUGGAAUCUUAUGUGGAUGAUACGAAGAUUUUUCUGUCCCUCUCGUCUAAGGAUGUUGACCUCUCUCUGGAGAGAAACUCUGAAGACCUCCGCCAUGCUGCCAAGUAGUGCUGCUCAAAUCAACUGCUGAUUACUCCUAGCGAAACCAAACUCAUUGUGCUUCGAGCCAGACAGCUUUUGACGCAAGUCAGGAAAACUUGUGACAUGAGUGUACCCGUUCUUUGGACAAGCGCUCGUUCCUGUUUCGUCUGUCAAGUAUUUAAGAAUUGUACUGAACUCGCAUUGAACUUUUAAUGAACAUUUUACCUGCAUAACGUCUUCUCGCUUGUCUACCUUGUGUCAGAUAAGUUGGGUUAGGUAUCUGUUCUCUAGACCUGUUCUGAUCCUAAACUCGCUUGUACUUACUAAGUUAUUCUGUUAUACGUUUCUGGGCUGGUACCAUCAAGCAAAACCUACAAAAGUUACAACUGGUGUAAAACUUUGCUGCUCUUCUUGUGACUAACACUAAGAAGCUCGAUCAUGUUACAGUGGCCCUCAGUCAAGAGUCAACUGGAAGUACGAGAUGUCUGCGCUUUAGUAUUAUAUUAUCAAUUGCCUUGUGCCUGCCUGCUAAGCCAGUAACAUCGGCAAAAGGUCGGAUACACAUAAUUACAGCGCAAGGCAUAAAGAUCAGUUACAAUUUCCUUUGUAAAUUAUCUCAGAAUAGCCCCCCCCCGCCCCUCGCGAGAGAUAAUGAAGUUAUUGUAUUGUAAAAUCGGCUAACCUCAAUGAAGCUGUGUUUUUCCCUUUUGUGUGUGAUUCCUGAGCCUGUUUGUUCUUUUAUAUAUAUCAUAUGGAGAACAGACUAGUUUCAACAAAACCCAUACAAUGGCCCUGGAAAGAAGAAAUUCACAUCACCGUGAGGUUACUCGAUUUGCAUUAAAUUUCUUUCACAUUCGCGGGCUACAGAAAUAAUCGUUUCCUUUAUACAAAUCCUUAUAUUUUGAAGGUUAUGCUGGCAACAUUACGGUAAUCUUUCGACCUUGGGUCACCUGUGCCUUAAAAAGUCAAAACCACAUGUUUUGGCAACGCACAUACCCAUAACACUUCUAACGAGAAAGUGACCACGAAAACUGAAACGGUCAUAUGAUUGUGUUAUUCAUCCUUUCGCUGAAUGAAAUUGUUGUUUUCCAGUUUUUCUCCUUCACUUGUUAGGCCCUGUUUAAACGCUUCGGAAAAAUAUUUGAACGGACAAAAAAUGCACGAAUUCGACUUUCGGUUACUCGGGGCCCGCGGAACCGUGCAAGUUAUCGAACGGUAAACAAAACUGCAACCCGUAACAUAAUUUGCACGGGUAAAAAGAUUCGUCCGUUAAAAAGUUUGUCCGAACCUUUGUAAACGGUGUCGUCAUUACAACGGCCGCUACUUAUGCUUUGAUUUUAAUUUCAGUCCCAUGCGACGCUAUCAGCACACUGCAAACUGCUUUUGGAGAAUUGGGAACACAAGCAACGGGCGCUAUGAAUGGUGUAACUGAGCUAAAGGGACAGUGGAAUGAGAUCUCGUUCGGUGAUAGAGCGGUUAUGACGCAGACUCUACAGGCCGCUGCCUCAAAUAUUCAUACGUUUUUAAAUGCGGGAAGUGAUCCAAUUGGCCCAAUACAGGGAGCACUCAACAUGGUGGCACAGUUUGCAGCUCUUGCCGGUCCCACUGGCCAAAUUGCUGCCGUCGCCUUAAGCUUCGUCUCCGGGUAUCUGAGUCUUUUUGGAGUGGGAGGACAGGAAAAGAAAUCUAUCGGAGAAAUUGUACGUGAAGAAAUAGAUGAGGCAUUGGCACAAUUCUAUGAGAGCGAUCUUAGUAAUAAGGCUAAAGGCAUUACCAGUACAUUCCAAGUUUCCAAGGCAUAUUUGGAUAAGCUGGCCCAGUCAGGCAAAAAGCUUACCGUUUCUCAGGCGGCGUCACUUGAGAGGAAUGUGCCACUGUAUCUUGGCCUCCCCUUCAUGGGAAAAUUGGCAAGUGAAAUUAACGGUCUCCUGAAGGUCAACAAAAUAAGCGAUGCCAAAAAGACAUUGAAAUACAUUGAGCUGUAUACAAAAAUGGCGAUUCUUAAAGACAUGAUCAUGCAGGAAGCGGCGACUUUGUUACCUAUCGACCUAGAACCCAACCGACAAGCCUUGUUAGCUGCUCAGGAAUCUAUGCGCGAUCAGCAAAAGCAUCUGAUAAGAUUCCUUCGCCAAGGUAAAAUUGGCAAGAUGGCACUAAAUUACUUCGACCCUGACGUGAGCCCAUUCACAGAUUCCUAUUUGACGAAGGUGCUGAAAGUACCCGAUUAUGAUCGUUCCAUGGCUGGAAGAUGGUGUCUGACGCCACAAAUUUCUGGUCAAAAGCUGAAUCCAAUCACGUGGACGACAGACGAGAACAGCUUAAUGAAGGACGGUCACCCCUACAUUACAACUGCGAUUGAAAACUGCCACUGGAAACUUAUCCCCCAUGGUAACAAUCUCUACACAGUGCAGAACAUCUACAAGUGUCCUAAGUAUGGCUACUGUGAACAGUACCUGUCGUUUGAUAUAUUAUCUGGCGAGGACAGCCGAUUGACAUUAAAGACAUACGCAGAUCUUUGGGAAAUCUGUGGUGUUCGCCAAAAGAGGUAG